CCCCGGGCGCUGAGGCGCCGCGGCGGGGCCGUGAUGCGGGGCAGGGGCGCGGGCGGCCGCGGGUGCUGUGCGUGACCGAGCGAGCCAUGGCUAACGUCAAGGUGGCCGUGCGGGUCCGGCCCAUGAGCAAAAGAGAGAGUGCAGAAGGAGGAAGAGUCAUUGUAGAAGUUGAUGGCAAAGUGGCAAAAAUCAGAAAUAUAAAGGUUGACAGUAGGCUGGAUAGUACUUGGGACUCAAGAGAAAAGACUGUGGCCUUCAGUUUUGAUUACUGCUACUGGUCAGUUGAUCCAGAAGAUCCAAAGUAUGCAUCUCAGGAAAUGGUGUUCCAGGACCUUGGCACUUCUGUAUUGUCGGGGGCAUUCAGAGGAUACAACAUCUGCCUCUUUGCUUAUGGACAGACAGGUUCAGGAAAAACUUACACAAUGAUGGGAACACCUGCAUCCAUUGGGCUGACACCCCGUAUAUGUGAGGGCCUUUUUGCAAGGAAGGAUGAUUACACAGACCAGACAGCAUCUUGCAGAGUAAAAGUCAGUUUUCUUGAAAUCUAUAAUGAGCGUGUCCGGGAUUUGUUGAAACAAUCAGACCAAAAGAAACCUUACACACUUAGAGUCCGAGAGCACCCUGAAACAGGACCAUAUGUACAAGGAUUGACGCAACAUUUAGUUACAGACUACAAGCAAGUUGUAGAACUUCUAGAAGAAGGAAUAGCUAAAAGAAUCACAGCAGCUACACAUAUUCACAAUGCUAGCAGCAGAUCCCAUGCUAUCUUCACCAUCCACUACACUCAGGCUAUAUUGGAGAAUAAUCUCCCCUCUGAAAUUGCAAGCAAGAUCAAUUUAGUGGACCUUGCAGGCAGUGAAAGAGCUGAUCCCAGUUACUGUAAAGAUCGUAUUACCGAAGGUGCCAAUAUUAACAAGUCAUUAGUUACACUUGGAAUUGUCAUCUCCACUUUAGCACAAAAUUCACAGAUGUUCAGCAGCUGUCAGAGCAUAAACACCAUAACAAGUGAAGGGGACAGCAGUCAUGCAGACAGUCCUUCCACAAACAGCAUCAGUGGGACAAGGCGACCGGCUUACAUCCCGUACCGUGACUCCAUCCUCACCUGGCUUCUGAAGGACAGUCUGGGGGGCAACUCCAAGACCAUUAUGAUUGCCACUAUCUCUCCUGCCAGCUCCAGCUACAACGAGACCAUGAGUACCUUGAGAUAUGCUUCAAAUGCCAAAAAUAUUGUUAACAAGCCCAGAGUGAAUGAGGAUGCAAAUGUAAAACUGAUCAGAGAACUACGGGAAGAAAUUGAUAGGUUGAAAACUAUGCUGAUGAGCUUUGAACUGAGGAAUUCCAGUCCCUCUUGGAGCGAUGACAGGGAUGGAAAUCUGACCGAGCUGGUUCUUCAGAAUGAAAUGAAGAUCGAGCAAUUGACCAAAGAUUGGACAAGCAAGUGGACAGACAUGAAAGCAAUCAUGGAAGAAUACAGUGUGGAUAUCAACAAAAAAAAAGCUGGAGUAACAAUAGAUUCUAGUUUACCUCAUCUAAUGGCCAUGGAUGAUGAUAUCCUCAGCACAGGAAUAGUGCUAUAUCAUCUCAGGGAAGGAACAACCAAAAUUGGAAGAAGUGAUUCAGACCAAGAUCAAGACAUUGUUUUGCAGGGACAGUGGAUUGAAAGGGAUCAUUGUAUGAUAGACAACAACUGUGGUAUUGUGACACUGCGACCAGUUCAGGGGGCACACUGCACCGUGAAUGGAUGUGAAGUCACUGGAUCAUGUCGUCUGUCACAAGGAGCCCUUGUUGUCCUUGGCAAGUCUCAUAAGUUUAGAUUCAAUCACCCGGCAGAAGCUGCCAUCUUAAGACAAAGAAGAUCAAUUAAUGAAACCCCACCCAUUCUGAGUUGCGGAGCUUUGGACUGGCUCAACUUGGAUGGGAGUUGCACACAUUCUCCUCACUAUGUCCUUUCUUCUCCUGACAAAGAAAUAGAUGCUGUGCAUGAAGAAUACAGGCAGAAACUGAGAGACCAGGAAGCUUUCCACAGAAAACAAAUUCAACGGCAGCAGCUCUAUGUGGAGGAUUUACAGCAGCAGAUCCUGAGAGGACAGAUCAAAGCAGAGCGGGAACUAGAAAAUGACCAAGCACUAAUAAACCAGCAGAUCCACGAAAACCAGCAGUGGCUUAUAAAUGAGAAUAAACGACUGGCUGCCCUUCAGCAACAGCAGAGGGAGUUUGCAGUGCAAACAGAGACUAAGCUGUAUGCAGAGGCUGAGGUGCAGAGUACCAUCGGGCUGGAAAUCUGCCCUUCUCCGCUACAGCAGAACAAGAAGAGACUGGUGCAGCUGGAGCUCUUGCGAAGAUACUCCUUAAAAAAGGCAGAAAGAAACAUAAGACGAAAAAAGGUCAAAUUCCAGCUGGAAAGGAUAGUCAAGAAGCAGAAGUUAUUGGAAGCCAAGCAAAACCUAGAGCAGCUGGAAGCUAGCUGCUGGCUCAGUGAAGAGUGUGUGAAACAAUCCCAGGCCCUAAAUGAAAAUACUGUACAGUCCUCUUUGGAUCACCAGUUGCAAAGGAGAAGGAAGUCAUCGGGUUUGAGUUCCCUACCGCACAGGGAGCAUUCUUUCUGUAACUCACGUCUGGCCCAGGUACCCAGUUGUUUGUUGAAGAGGGAGACUGUCUCAACAUUAUCUACCUCACCAAAUACUGAUCAAAGCUGUGAAGGCAAUACAACAAGGAAGUUGUCAUCUGUAGAAUAUCUUUACAAAAGAGGUAAAGACAUUUCUGGGAGCAAUGACCUUAAUGAUGAAAAAGAGAUCUCCUUUUCAGUGCAGAGGCAGCUAACUGACAAACAAAACCCAUCUUCAUUUGCAAAUAGAAAAGGAGCAGAAGAAAACUCUAAUGAUAAAGCUAUCAUGGCUUACAUAAAUAAAAAUUAUCAAAAAGUUGAAAAGUUGGAUGACAACCCAGGGCAAACUGGAUCUCAAAACCAGACCUCUAAAGGCUUCUCUCCUGAUCUUUUUAAGGAGAAAAAUGAGCCUGAAACCUUUAUUGCAGGGACAAGAAUGACAAAAGCAAAGGUGCUAGGAGAUUUAAGUCAGGCUGCAAGUAGCAAUCUAGAACAAAACAGAGCUCAGGUAUCCAAUGAAAAGACUAGAAUGGAUAUCGAUGGAAAAGGCCACAGAUUUUCUCCAGAAAACUUUCCUAAAGAAAUGAGGAAAACAGUGUAUGGAAACCCACCAUCAGUGCAUCUAAACCAAACAGCCAAGAACUGGAAGAGAGCACCAAACUCAGCCUUGCCAAGUCAUGAGAAAUCAGCAGUGGAACAUCAAGAAUUUUUGAUGGUGGCUACAUCAGUAGGAAACCUCACAAAGAUGAACACACAGGCACCACUCUUUUACGCUGAGAAAAAGUGGCACAGUGCUGAGAUGCUAAGUGCUGGAGCAUCCAGAACAGCAACAGAGGUGCUGGGGAACUGGCAGGAGGAUGAUGAAAAUGAGAUUUCUGAUACUGACAGCUCCUAUUCUGUGGAUUCUCUCUCCUGUGCUUAUGCAAAAGCUUUCUCAGAGAAAGCAAAACAAGAUUUUGACAGAAACAAAUGUCUUGCCAACCCAGAAGAUUCUGAGAGCGAUGACAGUCAAAUGUCACAAGACUCUCUGGUAGAAAAGGAAAACAAAGCCAAAAAGGAAAAUACAAGUCGAUUUCACAAGUUGAAGUCCCGCCAUGAGCCAGCUAAGCUUUACAAAAGCAGAACUGAUCACCAUAUUUCGUCUUUGGUGACAUCAUACACGUCUCGUAGGAGGCUGGGAAAGCCUGAAAGAAGCUUUUCUCUGGACAGCUUAGCUGAUGGAGAAGAGAUGCUAGCAGAAGAUCCGGUAGAAGAAUCCAAAUCUGAUUCAUCUGAUGAAGUGCCAGCAGAGAUUUUCUGGAAGUUACAAACUCCCAGAUCACCAGCUAUACAGACUGAGGAAGGCCAUGAGUCCAAAACCUGCGACACAGAUACAGAAGGGACAAGUUAUGACCUGAAGCUGAGCAGUUCCUUUUACUUGGCCAGUAAGCCACAGCCUGCUUCCAGUAGUGCUUGCAAGCAGUUGCUGAAUGGGAUAAAAGUCUCCUUUGUAGAACAAGAAAGGUCUCUUGAUAGAAGACCAUAUUAUGCAAGUGGAAAUCCUUUGCUUAAUGCUGAUGCUUGGACUUCCUGUGACUCAAAGUUUGACAUCAACAGCCCCAGAACAGCACCUUCUUCCAAUGAACAUUUGGAAUUUCAAGAAGCUCAUCUCUGCUCCUUGAGCAAACCAGAGCUUUGGCUGAAGAAAGAUGAUCUAAAACAGUCAGCCGCUGAAGUUUCUUUUGUUUCCGGCUCUAAGCAGAUACACAGCAUUACUCAUUUAUCACAUCGUAUAAAUGAAAUGAACACAUUUUUUUCCUCUGACACAUCAGAAGUACCUUUACCUGAAACAACAACUGCGAGCAAAGUUUCUGAGAGCGAAUCAUUAAAUAAGAUUCUUAAGGGAUGGACAAACUCUAAUGAAAAUUCCUCCUUGGUAUCUCAAGAGGUAAUGUCCUCAUUUGCUAGCUCAGUAGGACCAAGCUCCUCUUUUGUUCCUGUUUCAGCAAAGCAUGAUUAUCGCGAACAUUCAAGGUCAAAUUAUCCUGAACAAGAACAACUGAAUGAAUUAUCUACUUACAGGUCUGCCACUGAAUGCACACAAACAUUCAGAUGUUUGGAAAGUGCCUCCACUGCAGACUGCUUGCCACUGGUAUCUAGGAAAGAGGGGGACUCUUUCCCCACAGCUUAUCCAGAGCUGUCAAAAGAUCAGAGUCCGAAAAAACCACCCUUUGUUUCUGUGUUUCCUGUGCAAAUUUCAGAGCAGAGAGAUGGCUGUGUCAGUGCAGAUUUAGAAGAUGAUUUCUUCAGAACUUCUGAAAAAGAUUACAUCAGUGAUGUUUACAGUAACUUGAUGACAAAGUCAAGUGUGACAGAUGCAGGUAGAAGGGCAUCUGUCAGUGCACCUGCUGCUGAAUCUUCUACAGGAUUGGCUCACAAUAUGAUCUCAACACAGGCAUCUGCAGUAAAACAAGUCCAAUUUGGAAACCAUGGACAGCUUUUUCCAAGAAGGGAAGUACCAGCAUGUAGUGAUGAAGGUUUCUUUCUCAGUGACUUAACAAAUAAGAGCUGCUCUCUCGUAAGCAGUUACAAGUCCUUGGCUGGACAAGGAGCAGAAUCAGCUGUUACAGUAGAUGUCCUCAGAUCUGGGGAGAGUAAUUUGGAAACAAUGCAAGAAACAGAUUAUGAACAGAUAUCUGCAGAAGAAAUAACAACAGAGACAGAUUUUUCCUCACAGAAGAAAACAUACCAAUGUAACCCUCUAGUUGUUGCUCACAGGGCAAGUUACGACCAAUCUGCAACACCAAUAGAGAUGGCUCAAGAAGAGAUUAUCUGUAUGGAGACAAGCACAGAUAGCUUGGCAGAGAUUGCAAAAGAUGUGCCUUCAUUCAGAGCUGAUGAAGACUGUGAACCAAAGGAUGAAGACGUGUCUUCACUGAAUCAUGAAUUUAAAAGCAAACCUGUUUCAAAACAUUAUUCCCAUGAAUGUGCUUUAGCAGACAGUCAGGCAAGUUGUUUAUCCCAGCAAGUUCCAGAAAAUUCUAUAGUAUGCAUUGAUAGUAUACGAGAAGAAAGCGGUGAAAGCAAAGAACACAAUGUCCUGAAUUCUCAGGCUGCAGCUCAGAAAGAAUUUUCAUCCGAGUAUGAAAACUUAGUGGUAAGUGAAGUAAGUUAUCUUAUAGUGAAUGUAAAUGGAAAAGACACAGAGUCUUUCCCUGCUACUGUUCGUGAGAGUAUAAAUGAUUUUCUCCCAGAAUCCAAUUCAAUCAUGUUUUACAAAGCUUCAACAAAAGCUAAUCUUUUUCAAAGUGCAUCUGAGACUGAAAAUUAUGAUAAACUAUUGGAGCAUGUCACCGUAGUGAAAGGAGACUGCAAUGCUACAUCUAAUCUUACUGUGGAAGUCAGUGGCACAGAAAGUUGUUCUGAGGCGCAUUCUGGCUGCCUUUGUACAACAUGCUCUUCAAAAUCAACAGGGCAAAAAAUCAGUACACAUAGGAUGACUGACAUUUCCAUUCUCUUGGAAGCAGAAACACAGAACAAAUCUUUACUCGAAUCAAAAGAAGAGAAAGAAGGCUUUUUAGAAAGUGACUGCCCAGAGGGUGUCUUGCUUGUUGAAGGUGAUGUAAACUCUGAGCCAGAAAGAGUAUUUGAAUACAGCACAAAUACAUCAGCUACUGUUUCUCAAGAGGAGAGUCUGUAUGUAAAUAAAGAACCCAAGUUUUUAAGAAACCCAGACACCAAUCCAGAAGAAACUGUGGUUCCUUAUCGGGAUACAAAAGCAGGCUCUGAUGAAGAAAGAGCAAAAUUAAUCAGCAGUGCAAUCAAUUUAGAAAAAAAUGCAUUGCAAACUAAAUCCAGACAGAUUGAAAGUUUACCUGACCUCCAAGUCCAAAGUGUAACUGAAGACAGGAGUGGAGAGGAUUUUAAAGACAUUGUUCUAUCUCAGAAUCCAAAGAAACCACUUGAUACUGAAGGUUGUGAGGUUCAGCAUGAGUUUUAUACCAAUCUGUGCCUGACACAUGAAGAGGUGGAGAAAGAUGACCUGCAGGUAGCCAGCACCAGGAUAGAACAUACUCAGGAACCAAAAGCACUCGUGCACUGUGGCAGCCACCUUGAAACAAGCAGCUUUUGCCAAAAAGAAAAAAAAGAGAAAACAGAAAUAGGUAUUUAUUCACCAGAGUUUUCCAUUGCUCCCAAACCCACUCCUUCAGCUUUGCGUUCCCAUACAACAGAGACUACUCAGAAUACUUCAGGUGUCCUUGAUACGUGUGAGGGGCUUUUACAGAGGAACAAAACAAUAGAGAAUGUGUUUAAUACAGAGGAUGUAGGUACAACAGUACUAGUCACAAAACCUGAAACUGAAGGACAAGUAAAUUCUAGCAAUGUAAUUGAACAUUAUGUACCACGCUCUUUGCCCCAGGAAGACAAGUUUAAUGAAUGUGAAGUGACUGGGAGUGAAGAACAAAUUAUCGUGACAAACACUGAGGAUCUGAUUAUUAUGAGGCAGGAAGUCCUACUCAAAGAUGAAAAUGCGUUAUUCACUGAAGGGUCUCCAGCUCUACAUCAGAUGUCUUGUGACAGAGAUGAUAAAGAGGAAAUUUUAAAUCAGUUCAAGAUCCCUGAAAGAUACCUGACCGCUUCAGGUCUAGAACAGGAUGCACUGUUAGAAGGUGAUUCAAGAUUCCAUGAUCCUACUGAAAUGAGUGAAGAUGGUGGCUCAGUGGACUCUGUUGCAGAUACAAGAAAUGCAGUCAUGAAAGAUAUUGAUGCAUAUGAAUAUUCAGUAGAUGACAGUACUGGUAUGGACCAAGAAUUCAAAAGUCUCCACAUGAAAGAGGAGAGUGAUACGUAUAUGAGUUGCUCUAUGCAGUGUCCUGAGCAUGGUGCUUCAGGAAACUUGAAUCAAAGAUGUGAUAGUUGUGAAUUGGAUCCAGUAGGCUCCAGAGUAAUGGAGGAGAAAGUGCAUUUGAUGAGUCUAGUUCAAAUGGCCAAAGAAAAGCAGAUCUUUAUAGAAAACACAGAGGAGGUAGAAGUGGUCAUUUUACAAAACCUGAACAAACUAUUCCCUGAAAACAAAGACGGCUGCCAAAUGAUAUGUGAUGACAGCAGAUUAAGUGAAAUCUUAAGAGAAAGUCAGUGGGUGUCUACCAGCUUUUCUGGAAAUAAUGAAGAUAUCAACAAGGAACAAAAUCCAUCAGCAACACUGACGACUACUGAGAAAAAGCAAGAAAGUUCACUUAGAGACUUCCCAUGCCAGUCUGUAAAUCACCUUUUAUAUCUUGGAGUAAGUGAUGAUUCCCAUCUUGUUCAAGAUGUUCCCACUGCACUGAAAGGACAUACAAAGGCAUCUAACAGCAGUGUUGGAACCGGAGUUGUUCUGCCUUACUACGAAACAUUAAUGGAGAGUGAGGUCUGUGUUGGUAUGCCUGUUUCAGUCAACCAUAUUGGAGAAGACAAGUAUCUUCCUGAUAAAAUGCCAAGCAAGAAUAUAGCUUUUCUGCAAAACAGGACCACACAGGGCAGGCAGGAGGAAGACUCUUUUGUAUCUGGGCAAACUGUCAAUAAGAAUAGCUCUUCCACUCCUUACAGUGCAGGUGGUCCUGAGUCUGAAGUAGCUGUACUUCAGCCAGGGGCCAAAGGAAACCCGUUUUCCUUGGAAAAAUUUGAUUCAUCUGAAGCUGUAAUUCAGGAUGUUAACAUUGGUCAUGAAGAACACAGGAUGGAUUUAAUGGUUAAUAAACUAUCAAAAGGCUACCUUAAUUCCACAGAAGAUGCAACUCAAGAAGAAAAGGGUACCACUGUGCCUGAUUCACUGCUUUUGGGUAAUACAAACCUGCUUUCUUCUUCAGAGAAAAAAGUGAUGGAAGGUAUAGAAGGGGGGAAAAUGCAGUCUUUACAAGAAAUCUCUAAGCAAAAAAUGCUUCACAACACUAAUACAACUCAGAAAGUACUUGAGUUAGGGAGUUUAUCACAGCAUGAUGAGAAGGAGAAAUUUUUAAGCACAAGCUAUACUACAACAAACAGUAAAAACGAAAACGCAAAGUUUCCUGGUGUAACUGGAUAUCAGCAUGAGCCCAGAGAAAAUCAGGGAUUCGGGAUUUCUGAAGAGUUCUGCAUAGACCAACCAGGCAGCUCUGAUUCUGAGAACACUUCAGCCCAUUCAGAAGGCUUGAACAAUUCUCUGUGGGAAAAUCUACAUUACAGUAAAGAGUUUCUAAGUUAUAAUAGGAACUCAGGCACUUCUGAAUGUUCUCCUGGUCUUCUAAAUCAUCAAGCAUCAUCUGAAGAUGCUCUGAUUGCUAGCAGUGAAGACAAAAGUAAACACGAUGCUGCUCUCGCUAAAGAAACUAAAUACUUUGAAAGUGAAUCCACUUAUUCAAGUGUAUCUGUAACUUUUCCUGAUGCUUCUCAAAAAGGGGAUGAAAGGAAAACUAAUUCUGCAGUGGCAGAGGCCACAGACAGUCAGAAUAAUAAACUGCCUGAAAAAGUUGCAGGAACAGAUCAAAAGGAGAAAGUAAUGCAAAGUUCUUUCGAGAACUUCAGUCACGUAAAAGAAAAUGAAACUCCUGAGUACACAGAGCACUACAAUAACCCUUCUCAUGUGACUGUACCAGAAUCAGGCUCACUUACUUUUCAGGGCCGAGAACAGAGUGGCAGUGAAGAAUCAAAGUCUCUUCCAUCCUGCUUUGUAGAAGGUGCUCCCGCUGAUCCACCUUUUCAAAGCUCCAAGAACUUCAGUGCUUUUGACACUGUGUGCUCAGUAAAAGAUUAUCCUCAAGCAUUUACAAGUGUCAAUCACCCAUUCUUAACACCAUUUUCUUUGGCUGCAGAUAUAGGCCCUGGUGAAACCGGCACAUAUGAUACUUCACAUACAAGUAUAUUGAAACAUUCUCCAUUUGCUGUUUUGCAAAUACAAGACACUCAGUCUGAUAAAGCUGUGGUAUUUGAUGAGCCGAUAUGUGCUUCAGGAAGUAUUUUACUCUCUCUUGCAAAAGAAAACAGGCAUUGUCCAGUGUCAGACACAGACUCUACUUCAUAUGGACAUUCUGCUGUAGGUGGGGAACCUGUAUAUGGAAGUAAUCAUAAAAAAAUUGACAGUGAUAUAAAAGUUGGUCAGCACCACUGGGGUAAAGUUCCACCACAAGAAGCUUGCACAGGAGACAUAGAGAAAGUACUAACUGAUAAUUCUCUUCUAUUACCAUCAUUACCUUUUGGGGAUAUGGGAAGGGCAAUUCUUGUUAAAGAGGAAAAAAAGAGAAAUGUACUUAACAAAAAUGAGGCAGAACUGCACCCAAAUAAUGAGACUGAACACUUUGCAGUAGAGACAGAGCAGAGAAAAACAUUAUGUAGAGAACCUGUUGAAAUGCAAACUAACGUAUCCUCAAAUUCUGCAAAUGAAUUAAUAAGUUCAGAAGUUAGAGUGUUGGAAGAUCUGUAUUCAGGAGAUGUUGAUGUGGGUGCUGAGUACACCAAUUCAUUUAGUCCAACAUACCCCACAUACAGCAGAAGCACUGAUCCCAGACAACUGUAUCGUGCUGUCUUGGGUUUUGAAAAAAACCCUGCAGGUCUGCAAGAUAAUUGUCAGUAUGUGCCUACAGGCGAUCAGAUAAAACAGGUGCUAGAUAGAACAAAUACAGAUGGUAGAAAAGAGAUUUUACUUUACCAGAAUAAUACAGGUUCAGGCUUUGACGGCCCUGACGCUAAUGCAGGCAAUUGUUCACCAAUGGGAGAUGAUCUAAUGAGGAAUAAGACUCUGAAAUCAGAAAGACUAAAGUUUUCUGCCAUCAAUAAUGACAGUACGUCUGUCAAGUUUUUGCCAGAAACCCAUGAUUUGCCUCCUCAACAAUCCAAAUUUGUGAAAUUAAGGAGCAAACAAUCAUAUUCUACUACACGGAAUACAAAGAGCUGUAAACAAAAUGAACAGAGACCUUCCUUACAAAGUCACAGACUAUCAGCCCCAGCUAUUGCUGUCUUCUCUGAUACAGAAUAUACUUUGGAAACUUCAUCUAAGGCAGAUUCCUUGUUGUAUUCUGCAUCUAAAUCACUGCAAGAUUUAAACAUGAGUGUAGAGCCUCCAUCACCAACUGAAGAUGAUCUUCAUGGAAUUGAAAGAUUUUCAAAGCAGGAGUCAAAGAACAUUCUACAGGUUAAAUCUAAACCCAGAUUUCAGCAAAGAAUAGCACAAACUAAGAAGCUUGCAAACUGUGAUCCCAAAAAUGUACAGAACUUUGCAGCAAGAACCCAAAGCAGCCAGUCUUCAAAAGACUCUACUACUCGAUCUCCAUCAUCCUUACUGCACACAGCUCACAGUUCUGUGGGUGCAGAAACAAACAUCCAUUCAAAGAGUAGUUCUGUAGCUCAGUGUAGUGAAGGGAAAGUUGAAGAAGCUGGAUACCAGCCAGGAACAAAUUUAUUUUUGCAAGACAAUAAAGACACAAUGCAUUUUAGUUCAAGUGAUAUCAACCCAUAUAUUCAUCCAUGGCAACAAGAUGGAUCAUGCAAGAUUGGCUGGAAACAGUAUAUUUUUGGAAGUGCAAGUGAUGUCUCUUGCAAUCAAAUUCCUUUAACCCUGGAAAACCGUAAAGUUAUGAGAUGCUCCAGCGUCGACAAUGGAUUGAAUUCUCAAAAUUCUCCUUUUCAUUCUCAUCUCAGUUCAUACGCUACAGCAAAAGUUUUAUCGAGCACUUUAAGCAGCAUCGAAGGUCUUCAAGGAUGGGACAAUGUCAGACAAAACCUUCAAUCUGCGUGCUCAAGUGACGGUACCAAGCAGUAUAGCAAUGUGUCCAGUGAAACCUUGGAAACUAAUCCAGAAAAUAACACUGCUGAACUUGAGAAUCCUUCUGCACAACCUGGUAACUCUUCAGUGCAGGUUGAUGAAAUUGUACUAUUAUAUCCUUCUGAGUCUGAAAGGUCUUCCAAAAAACUACCAGGGACUACAUGUGAGCAGGGAACACAAACAGCAACUCCAGGAAGGUAUAAAAGGCAGAGAAGACAUCAGAGAAGCUAUACGGAUGUUUCUGCAAGAAAGCAGGAAACAGACAGAGAUUUAGUUCAUCAACCAUCUUCUUGGACAAGCAUGCAGAACCUGUCCAUGCAUCUGUCACAGCUGCUUCAGAACACUUCUGAGCUGUUGGGAAACCUCUCCCAACAGAGUAUUAUAGAUAAUGAGCAGAAUACCAAAAUGAACCAAAGAGGAACUGAAGAGGCUGUAAAGGCUACUAGAUCAGAUAGCUGCACUCAGACUACAGCAGAUGUAGGCACUCAAACAGACAUUUUGGAAGAACCUCAAAGCAAACGUGAAGAAAAACAAAUAGAAGAAAAAAUGGAAAAUGAAUUGAGGGUGGCUCGGGCAGUAAAUGUUGAUUGGAAAGAAAUAGGUGCAGAUGCAAAGAUUCUCAAAAGGAAAGAGGAAACACUGUCCCUUGAAGAAAGAACAAAAGAACGAACAGGGAUGAGAAGUCUGGGCAACCCUGACUUCCAUGACAGUCUUGACAGCAUUUUGGAGGACUCCUUUAUGCAUCUGCCUCUCUUACCCAGAACCUCCACUCCUAUUGUAGAUUGCAAAAAACCAUUAUUAAAUGCACAGCAGAAUACUAGUACCAGUACCAGAGUUUCAUCUGUCACAUCAUCUUCACUGAGUUCAGGGCAAGAUAGCUCUUCAUGCACUGUAGUUAGCAGCCCUACUGACAGCACCUCUCAAUCUGCAGCAUCUUACACUCAGGAUAAAAGAAGUGUCAACGAACUAGAGAUUCCAGCAGAGAGAAAAUCCUAUUACAAGAACACCCUGCUAGUCGAUAGGGCCUCUUCCCCUAUUCUUACUCUUAGUGCUAGUCCCAGCAGCCAGACUGCUUAUAGCAAAUCUGUCUGCCCUAUUAAGCAACCUCGUGGAUAUUCCAGUGAUGCUUCAAGUCCUCCUCACAACCAGAGAAAGCAGAGGGCAGGUCCACAGCUCAGCAUGCCCCCUCACGUGGACAACUUUUCACAGACAGAAACAGACAGUGAAUCUGGUGCUUCUAGAGAACAUAAGGGCAUAAAGAAGAAAUCGGGAAGCUUCCCAGAUAAGAAAGCAGCUGAAGAGCUUUUAGGACAGCAUGGUUCAGAAGACCUGGGGCAACAGCACAGAGUCACGGUUGACAGCCACACUACCAUUUGUGCCAAACGACUGUAUCACUCCAGCAGUAUGUUGGAGGUGUCAGGCCACAGGGAACUUUUAACAGGUGAUCUCAGAGACCACAGUCCACUGGCACAUUCACUUCACUCUAUGUAUGUCAUGAGGGGAGGAGGAGGCUCUUCAGCUGUAACCAGACACGAGAAGUAUGUUGGUCAUCCUGAUGCUGCUUUAAUUCAUGACUACUCAUCUCCAAAUGCCGAGUUCCUUUUCAAUAAAAGAAUUAGUGCCACUUGUUCAAGUAAGACAAACACGGGCACGUCCUCAGAACCUCUGGGAGAAGCAUCAUCUUUACAAUUUCGUGAUUUCUUCUGGAAAUAUGAACACAGCAGCCCUGCCCCACUGUCUGAUGCGAGUGAUGUGCAGACUUCCUUCCAAGGUGACAAUAUGGAUUCUGUCACUGAAAGUGAAUGUGACACUGAGAUUCCUCUCAACAAAACCACUCCUUUUGCAAAGCCUCACAGGCCUCGGAGCUACAGCCUCCGUGACUUACCUAUACACAAUAAAUUCAGCAACUGGUGUGGUGUCAAGGGCAGCCCUCCUUCCUUACUCAGCUUGAGCGGCAGUGUGGCUGAUUUACGAAGUCAGGCAGAAAAGAAGCCUAGAAGCACAAGAGCAGCAGAAAUGGAAGGGAAAUCCCAGCUUUGCGACAGCAGGAGCAGAGAGAUUGAGAGACUUCAGCGAGAGCGUGCUCAGAUCAUGUCUGGCAUUCAUCUGGAUCUGCAUCAGCAUCCCCUCACUGUGGAACUGACGGAAGCAAAGCUCAAUCACGGCAUCGGGGAAACGGAUGCCCUGCUGAGGGUCCUUCAGAGCGGGACAGCAGAGGACCUGGUGGGGAUUCCAGUGAAGCAGCAACUCUAUGAAAGACACAUGAGGACUAUUGAAACUCUGAGGAAGGAAAGAGAAAAAAGGCUGCAAAGAUACCAAAGAAGCCGAAGUCUGAGUCCUCAAAAGCAUUUGAGUCUGUUACAGACACUGGAUGCAAGUCAGAGGGAUCUGGAUCUUCCCAGUAGACGCCGAGAAUAUCUGCAACAAUUGAGAAGAGAUGUGGUGGAAAACACCAGAGUUCAAGAACCAAAAAGAAGAAGCAUUCAGCAUCCUUCAGACAUCGAACUGUUGCUCCGAGACUACCAGAGGGCACGAGAGGAAACCAAAAGUGAAAUAGCACGAGCUAGGGACAAACUUCGGGAGAGAGCUGAGCAAGAAAAGAGGCGUAUAAGGGAGCAAAUAUUUUCUCAGUUACAGAAGGAAGAAGCAAGGCUGAAGACUCUUGCAAGCACAAGCACUUUAUGUACAGACUCCAGCCUCAGCCUCUCCUCUGGCCCAACAUCUGGCUACAACAGCAGCAAUACUGCUACGUACACUGCAAGUAACCUCAGCAGCCAGGAAGGACAGGUUUCCUCUGGGAAUGCUUUGCUUUCAAGAGAUACACGAGGUCGUUCAGCUGUUAGAAACAGUCAGCUUUAUGUGUUAGAGCAGCUACAGAAGGAUUCUACAUUUGAAGCCAGCAGCAUUCAGCCACCCCUUCCUUCUAGCAGCAUCAGCUGUAGGUUCACCCAUGGAUUAACUAUUUCCGUCAGCUCCUCUUCCACAAAAGGAUACCAAGAUUUAUCCAAACACAUCUUGGCCAAUGCUACCACUGAGGUAAUGGCAGCAUGCUCUCAUAACCUGAGGAAUCUCUACACCUGCCAAGCAGCAGCUGGGUGGAAGUAUCAAUGUACAGAAAAAGAGGUGCUGGUUUAUUACAAAGUCUUCCCUUCAGCAACAAGGCAUGGGUUCCUGGGAGCAGGAGUGAUAGAAAGACCCCUGCCCUACGUGUGGGGACUAGUGAGAGAUCCUGGCAAACGACAUCUGUAUGACAGAACUAUCAACACAGCUCGAAUACACAAAAAAGUAACCAGCCACAUCCAGCUGGUGUAUUUAGUGACCGAUAGUUCCCUCUGCUAUCUAAAGCAACCCCGGGAUUUCUGCUGCAUUACUGUAGAAGCCAAAGAGGAGAACUUGUCUGUCUUGGCUGUUCAGUCUGUCUACGAUGCAUCCAUGCCCCACCCUUGCAAAGAAGUGGUGAGAGGGGAGAUUCUGCCAAGUGCUUGGAUACUGGAGCCUGAUGUGGUGAAUGGAAGAGAUAUCACUAGAGUUAUUUACAUGGCACAGGUGGAUCUUGGUGCUCCAGCUAUCCCUGCAAGGCUUCUGAGUUCCAUCGCCAAGUGCCAGCCCCUGGUGAUCGCGCACCUGGCACACUUCCUUGCUAGCUAAUGUUGGGUACAAAACUGGACAAGUAACAGCAGCUCAAAGUUCACAAGACGACAUAAGCCUUGUAAGGGUAAUGUAAAAUGCUGGCUCACAGUCAGUCACAGUCAAGCCUCACUGCUAACACUAGACUGUGCAAAAGGAUAGUUAGGAAAAAGGAUCAUUUAUUUUAGCUGCUUGGAAGAAAUGCAGCAGGUUUGAUGGGAACCUGUCCUCCUGGAGACAGCUGCAGAAAACCUCCACGGAGCAGCAAGAAGGUGUGCUGUCUCUACAUAAAACAGAGGAAGAGACUUUGAUUUACAAUAGCCAGCAUCUUACAUGCAGAAUGUAGUAUUUAAUUUCUGUUUCCAAGGUGCUUCAAAGACCAACCUUCUUUAAGAAAGUUUAGGCACCAGUGGGAAAAAGGCAAUGGAAGCAAUGACAUGCACUACAAACUGGAAACAGUCCACAUAUGGCUUGAGGCCCUUUGCAACUCCUGAGUAGAGCUGCAAGGCUGCUUUCUAAUGUUCAGAUAAGCAUCAAAUACAGGAUUCCUAACAGUGUAGAUAAAUCAUUUAACCUAGCUUGCUGGCUAGACUUCCCCUGGAGAAGGGAAGUUCAAACAGAGCGAUAUCCACUAGCACCCUACACCCUGAACAGAUUUUUCUCCUAUAAUUGGCUGAUGGCUUACAGCCAGUGUGAGGUAUUUUGGAUUGCCACUACACUAUGCAGCAUCAGUGGAAACCACCACACCUCAGGACACAGUUUUACUGCACUGCAGAAUUAGGUGCUUUGAAAUCAAGAAACCAAACUGACAGCUGUAAACAGUGACACUUUGUCAUUAGUAGAGAGCAGUACCACGUAAUCAGCUUGUUUCUAGAAUUUAUAUCCUGCAAGUAAGAGUAGCUCCAGCAGCUUUCCACAAUGUCGCUUUCCAUCAGCUGAAAAUCCAGCCUGGCCAUAGUCCUACCAUGCUUCUUUGUUCAGAGCAUGACCAGUUCGCUCACUGCAGUGAAGACAGACUCUUCCAACUCAAUUACCUCAUGGUAUUUCUGUUGACCUUAGUCCAAUAAUCCUGCCAUCAGACUUUAUAUAUAUUUGUUCAACACACUGCCUAGUUUGGUCACACAUGCCUAAAAUUAAACAAAACUACAACCAACUCAAGCAACUCCAUUAGUUCUUCAGCACAACAGUAAAAACCAUUUCAGAUACCUUAUGUAAGCAAUAGAAGUCGUUAUGAUGUGCUUUCUUUAGCUCAAAAAUGUCCACAUUGUUCAAGAAGCUGUUGCACUUUAAAUUUGUCAAGUGAGAAGUAUGUAUUCAUGCGUCCACCUGACCAGAAUCACCUUCUGCUACUUCAACGCAGUUACUGUAAGUAAAAGAUGAGUUUUCCCACCUUUAAGAGCCAAGAGCUACUUUACUAUAUCUUUGCACAGGUGUAAUUUUGGCUCUCAGCUUCUAUGUUACUUCCUGUUUUAAAUAUAUGCAGUUUUAAAAGAAAAUAGCUAUUUUAAAUUGAUAUGUAAGAAAAUAGCAGUUUUGAAACAUACCAGCCCAAGGCUUUCCCCCCAAAAACUGUACCAGGUAGGACAGCAAAACCUUUCACUUACAAAUUUGCUUUGGUUACAAUCUUAACACCAAUAUAGUGCUGUUCUUUUAUGGUGAGGCUCAGCAUUUUCUUAGAAGCCCUUCAAACCAUGUCAUGGCAUGGUUUACUUCCAGCCUCAUGCAUUCUCCAUAGCCCCUUAAGGACAAAGGGACAACCCAGCACAGCUUUCUGCAGUUGAGCAAAAAGACAGUUCCAGAUUUGCAACCUGUCAUACAGUUCCCCAUUCCCUCCCUCUUGGUGGAAACCAAGAAAAGGAAGAGCCAAUGAGGCAGUACAUAAAAGCCCUAUUUAAAAUGAGCAGAAAGAGCAGCAUGGGAUAUUGGCUCUAUCCUGAAUGCUGCUUCCAAGGAUGGCUGGUGGAGGUAGGGGAGGUCUUCAUCCAAUCCACACAAGAUUUGCUCAGUGCUUCACUUUUUUUCCCUUUUAUUUUGGACAUGGCACUAGUGAUGAAGCAGGUUUUGUAGGAAAAACAUCUAGGGGGACUCCCGUUGAUCAACGAUGCCAGUGCCUAUGAAGGAUAACGUCUUCUUGUACAGUGCAUCAGAUGUUUAUUUUUAUAUACACAUAAGAUUUUUUUUCUAUGUUUACAGAUUAAGUUAUUUCUAUAUGCUUGUUUUGAAGCAGUUUUAUAUGCUGUCAAAGCUAAGUUUUAUUUUUAUCAGUAUUGAAUUAAUGUAACUUUUUUUUUAAUACGAUCUUCAAUUGAUACUAAAAAGCCUAUUUAUAUAAAUGUUUUCUUUUGCAAAUAUAACAUUUUAUGGUACUUGUUAAAGUAUGGCAUUGGUUUGGUUGGAAGGAAGAAAUAAACACCCAGCAGAUACCGAAUUUGUUAAUCUACAAUGGGCAAAACCCAACUUCCUGUCAGUUACUGCUGAGCAGUAGAUGAUCAAACCAAUUGUAUUGUACCACCUACUGUUGCAUCUCUGCUCUUAAUCAAGAUUGCUAUUUUCAUAUCCACAAUAAAUGGUAUUUUCUACACAAGAAAA
Messenger RNA from Pezoporus flaviventris, 17576 nucleotides. RefSeq names its product StAR related lipid transfer domain containing 9 (gene STARD9). NCBI's taxonomy places the organism in Eukaryota, Metazoa, Chordata, Aves, Psittaciformes, Psittacidae. The coding region runs from base 87 to 15008 and encodes 4973 amino acids. The transcript is spliced from 33 exons. The record is from RefSeq and is a predicted model, not a curated record. Gene Ontology annotation, molecular function: ATP binding; microtubule motor activity; microtubule binding. Gene Ontology annotation, biological process: microtubule-based movement.